Molecule: messenger RNA, 2643 nt
Organism: Ochotona curzoniae (black-lipped pika)
Lineage: Eukaryota; Metazoa; Chordata; Mammalia; Lagomorpha; Ochotonidae
Product: charged multivesicular body protein 7
Exons: 10
Coding region: 83-1435 (450 amino acids)
Biological process (GO): late endosome to vacuole transport via multivesicular body sorting pathway; vesicle budding from membrane
Cellular component (GO): ESCRT III complex; multivesicular body; cytoplasmic side of plasma membrane
Source: RefSeq, a predicted model, not a curated record
CGGAAGCCGAGAGGGGACUUGGGCGGAAGAGGGUACCAGGGCCGAGGCUUGUGUUCGGAACCUCGGUGGGGCUGGGCUUCCGAUGUGGUCCCCGGAGCGGGAGGCCGAGGCGCCGGCCGGAGGAGACUCCGCGGGCCUGCUGCCCCCCGAGUGGGAGGAAGAUGAGGAACGCAUGUCCUUCCUGUUUUCCGCCUUCAAGAGGAGUCGCGAGGUGAACAGCACCGACUGGGACAGCAAGAUGGGCUUCUGGGCGCCGUUGGUGCUGAGCCACAGCCGCCGCCAGGGGGUGGUGCGCCUGCGUCUGCGGGACUUGCAGGAGGCCUUCCAGCGCAAGGGCAGCGUCCCGCUGGGGCUGGCCACGGUGCUGCAGGACCUGCUACGCCGAGGGGAGUUGCAGCGGGAGUCGGACUUCAUGGCCAGCGUGGAUAGUAGCUGGAUCUCGUGGGGAGUCGGCGUGUUCCUGCUGAAGCCCCUCAAGUGGACUCUCUCCAACAUGCUGGGGGACAAUAAGGUUCCGGCCGAGGAGGUCCUCGUGGCUGUGGAGCUGCUCAAGGAAAAGGCCGAGGAGGUGUACCGCCUGUAUCAGAACUCCCCGCUCUCCUCCCACCCCGUGGUGGCGCUGGCAGAGCUGAGCACCCUGUGUGCCAACUCCUGCCCAGAUGAGAGGACCUUCUACUUGGUGCUGCUGCAACUGCAGAAAGAGAAGAGAGUCACUGUGCUGGAGCAGAAUGGGGAGAAGAUCGUCAAGUUUGCCCGGGGGCCACAUGCCAAGGUCUCCCCUGUCAACGAUGUGGACGUCGGGGUGUACCAGUUGAUGCAGAGCGAGCAACUGCUUUCACGCAAAGUGGAAUCCUUAUCCCAGGAAGCGGAGAGGUGUAAAGAAGAAGCCCGCCGAGCGUGCCGAGCUGGGAAGAAACAGCUGGCACUGAGGUCUCUCAAGGCCAGGCAGCGGACGGAGAAGCGCAUCGAGGCUUUGCACGCCAAGCUGGACACCGUUCAAGGCAUCCUGGACCGCAUCUACGCCUCCCAGACGGAUCAGAUGGUUUUCCAUGCCUACCAGGCUGGGGUAGGAGCGCUGAAGCUCUCCAUGAAGGAUGUCACGGUGGAGAAGGCAGAAAGCCUUGUGGAUCAGAUCCAGGAGCUGUGUGACACGCAGGAUGAAGUUUCUCAGACUCUGGCUGGCGGUGUAACCAAUGGCAUAGACUUUGACAGCGAGGAGCUGGAGAAGGAGCUGGACAUCCUCCUCCAGGACACCACCAAAGACCCCCCAGAGCUGCCCGACAGCCCCCCCGAGACGCUCCAGACCAACAGCGUGCCUCACCCCAGGAUCUCGGAUGCCGAGCUCGAGGCUGAGCUUGAGAAACUGUCUUUAUCGGAGGGAGGUUUGGUCCCAAGCAGUAAAUCUCCAAAAAGGCAAUUGGCACCGACUCUCUGAAGCAAUUACAGGACCUUCAUGUCAGAGACAGGCCUGUGUGUAUGUGUGUGUGUGUACAUAAUUAUUUAAAGGAGGAGAAACUUUGGGAGUUGCUUGGGAAGAGGAGGAAGGAGACCCGCUCUGUACCCGGGUGCCUGCACUCACACCAGGACGGACAGAUCGAAUCGAGGAAGCUGGCGGUGCCGCGGCGUGGACCUACCUUCUCAGCUCCAGAGCGUGCCACGAUUCGCACGCAGGUGUGCGUGUGCCCACGGUCCCCGGCAGCCUGCACUUUGUGCCGCUGGCCCCCAUUAGGUUUGUCUUCCCCCACCAGCUUCCUUGCAGCCAGGGAAGGAGGAGACUCGCAGCUCGGCCAAGUCGGUCUCUUUCCCCACUGCCUCCCUCCCUCCACCUCUUUCCCCCAACGGUGGAAGGGAUUGAAUCUGUCAGUAAUGUGACACCUACCGCUUGUCCUGGUCUGUUUUCCUUGGUGAACACUUGAAAGUUUUAUUCCAGGGGACUUGAGAAUUGCCGCUCAGUGGAGGAACAUGCAGUAUAGAAACCAUCUUAAGGGUCAUUUGUCCAGAUCCCCGGGUAUUUGAAGAGGCCACCCCGCGAGGCUCAGGAUCCAGCCGGCUGGGAGGGCCUCUGCAGUCGGUCCUGCUGCUGCCUCUUCCGUCUUGUGCAGGACACCUGCCUGCAGGGGUGGAGUCAUUCCUGGGCUUUUGAACUUAAACAGGGAUAGGUCCAGGUGGCUGCAGGGACCCCAAGUUGGGCCGAACCAUAAUCCUUUGUAAAGAAAUGACAGUUUUGCCUUGGGCCCGCCAUGGAAUACCUUCCAUUUAAAAGUUGUGUAUCCUUGCCAGGACACGUCACACAGACCCCGUUCUCUCUCCCUGAGUUUGGUCACAGCGGGCUCUGGUGUGUGGGUGUGGAAAGCCUUUACCUUGGUUGUUCUCUGCACAGGGCAGGGGAUCUGAGCCAGGAUGUGCAAUAGAUGCGGAAGGCGGUGGCAUUCUGCUGGUUGUGCCAUGAGCUUCCUCCAGGCCCUGCCCUGCCUUCCCCUGCCUCCUGUUUCUGUGCACGAGUCAGGCCAGGGUGCAUGGGUUCCGAAUGCUCUGGCAACAGGGAGAAGGCAGGUGACAGCCACACUGCCACCGAGCUGCCCAGGUGCAGGGCUUUCUGCCUGCAACGCUCUGCCCAUGCUUCCUGCUCCGUGCGGCAGAGAC